Messenger RNA from Sebastes umbrosus (honeycomb rockfish), 1250 nucleotides. RefSeq lists its product as uncharacterized. Bases 203 to 1081 code for a protein of 292 amino acids. NCBI's taxonomy places the organism in Eukaryota, Metazoa, Chordata, Actinopteri, Perciformes, Sebastidae. The record is from RefSeq and is a predicted model, not a curated record. The transcript is spliced from 8 exons.
CACACAGGCUGGGUGCACAGCAACAGGUCAGCGAGCUUCGUGCGCUACAUUAGCAUUCAACAUGGACUAGGACAGAGAACCAUUGAGCAGAAAUGGGAGCUACUGCUUCCUCAUGACCUCACAUGGGAUUGUUUCCUCCCAUCCUACAGUUGAGCUUCUGGCAAAGUCAGAAUACCACAAUGUGAGGUGAACAUGCUUCAACAUGACGACAUACAUCCUGUGGACUGCGUUUACAUGGACAUUCAAGGGGAUACUGUGCACCUGCAGGUUCCUUUGGAUAUGCCCAUACAAUGCAAUCAAAUUCCUUCCAAGGGAGCGGUACAUCACAGAGGACACAGGCCGACAGCUGAAACAAGUUGUGGGUUCUGAAAGUAAAGGCAUUGCAGCCAUACCAGGCAGCCCUGACCGUACAGCUGCCCUUCAUAAGAGACUAACCAAAACUGAGAAAGAGAUCCUGACACUCAAGACCAGGGUCACCUGUGAGAGAGCAUCAUGGGAAGGGAGGUUUGCGGAGCUGCAAAGAAAACAGGAAGAGAUACGUAAUCAGCUGGCUGGAGUGUUGGUGAAAGAGGGCGGUUGUGACGAGCAGGGAGAGUCAGCGGUGGACAAUGGAGAAGCAUUUGAGGAGCGUUCAAGCGGUCUCUCAAGAGGGAUGUACCAACACAGAGGGUCGGAGGCGUCAUCAAGAGGGGACAUUUAUGCACACAGUUUAUCAGGCAGUCAGUUAUCCUCAUCAUCGGCACUGAGCUUGAGACCUUCCUCCUCCUUAUCUUCAGCCACCAGUGUGAGGUCAUGGAGGACGUCCAAAGGGCCCUACCGGGUUUUUGUACCCCAUUCCCCCAUGGACCUGGAGCUUGGUCACCGGGUCAGGAUCAUGCUGCCAUCUGGACGGAUCAGCACAGGAACCAUUCGUUUCCUGGGCCACCUGCAGGGGGAGGCAGAUCUCCACCUUGGGGUGGAGCUGCAGACACCUGAUCACGGUUUGCAUGAUGGCAGCCACAGGGGAUACAGCUACUUUGAAUGCAAGCCUGGCUACGGUGCCUUUGUAUCAUUCCACAAACUACUGAUGGCCUGGGAAUAACACAAGCACAGACUGCUGAUGUAGAACUGCCCAUCUGGAUGCAUGGAAAGAAGGCAGAACAGUUACAUCCAUUGAUUUGAUAACUUAUUAUAAUGAGAUCAUUUUUUGUAUCAAAGUAUAUACCUAUCCUAGUAUAUAUUAUUCACAAUAAAAAUACCAUCUCAUCAAA